CAACAAUAAGAUAAACGUGAAAACGGUCGGUACAAAAGAUGAGUGAAACGUAUUACAGAAAUGAUAAGUUAUCCAAACUGCAAGCAGAACUCGAGCAAGAGAGAGAGGUCAAUGAGAUGUUGCAGGACUCUGUGUGUGAUUUGAGGAGCACGUUGGCUGAUUUGGAGGAAAGACUUAACAGUGUGGAUGGAGAAGAGAAUGAAUGGCGGACCAGAUAUGAGACGCAGCUGGAGCUCAACGGGCAGCUGGAGACGCAAAUCAGUGUCGUCAGAGAGAGACUCGAGAGCCUCCGCGGUGACCCUGCAGACCGACUGGCUUCUAUUCGCUCAUAUGAUGAAAUGCCAGUGGAUGAUCUCAGACAGAAAUUGAAACUGCUGAUUACUGAGAAGAAUAGUCUACAAACUCAACUCCUGGACCUUCAAAUGAGAAUCGUGCAAGAAGGAAAGGUUUAUCAGAAGGUCUAUGAAGAGAGGCGGGCCUAUCUUGCCGAGAUUGCGUUGCUGUCCUCAACUUUGGAUCUCAAUAGAAGGCAGCAGAUGGUUCAGGCCCGAAGGACGGCACAAAGCCAAGGAAAAAACAGAGCCCAGGAGAGUCUAAAACAAGGUUCAAAUAAGGUGAUGAUGGGGUCUGUUAGAAGAACAGCAGCACUAAGUCGACUGCCUCGAUUAAAACGCUAAUGUUGCGGAAUGCAUUACUUACACAUUUUUAUUCAUAUUGAGAUUUCAAAUGAAGCAAUAUUUUUGUAUGGUUAUAAUUUUCUGAAGGGACAACUAAC
Molecule: messenger RNA, 775 nt
Organism: Triplophysa dalaica
Lineage: Eukaryota; Metazoa; Chordata; Actinopteri; Cypriniformes; Nemacheilidae
Gene: ccdc169
Product: coiled-coil domain containing 169
Exons: 8
Coding region: 39-677 (212 amino acids)
Source: RefSeq, a predicted model, not a curated record